CCCGUGUUCACGGUGCUCUCCCAUGUUCCUGUGUCUCAGCUACCUGAGCUUUGCCCGCCUGUGCCGUGUCUGUGGCUGCACGUUCACCCGUGUUCACCCACAUUCUCCCGUGUUAACCCCUGUUUUCCCGUGUUAACCCCUGUUUUCCCGUGUUAACCCCUGUUUUCCCGUGUUAUCCCAUGUCCUCCCAUGCUCACUGUGCUCUCCCAUGUUCCCGUGUCCCAGGGCCUGGGCUGUGGCUCCUGUCCUGGCUGUCUCAGCACCGAGGACUGCGGCAGCUGCUGCAUCUGCCUGAGGCGGCUCCAGCCCGGCCUCAAGCGCCAGUGGCGCUGCCUGAGGCGGCGCUGCCUCCGCCCCAAGAAAUCGAGGGCAGCCAAGAAGACCCAGAUCCCCCAGGCCCUGAUGGAGAAGUGGAAGCCCUCCAUGGAGCAGGAGCCCAGCGACAACCCCAGCACCAGGCACAAGAAGCCGCUGACCAAGGGCAAGGAGAAGAAGAAACCUGGCCGACCCCCGAAGCCCCCCGGGCCCCGGCGGGGGGUGAGGAGCAGGGCCAGCCGGCGCUGUGGGGUGUGUGCGGCCUGUCGGCGCCCGGCCGACUGCGGCCGCUGCGACUUCUGCCAGGACAAGCCCAAGUUCGGGGGGCAGAACCUCAAGCGCCAGAAGUGCCGCUGGAGGCAGUGCCUGCGCUGUGCUAUGGUCAAGGAGGACCCUCUGGGGGGGCCUGAGCAGGGCCCUGGACCCCUCCCAGGGCCCCCCCUGCGCCUCUGUCCCAUCAAGGAGGAGGUGGGGCCCCUCCCGCGCCUCGAGGUGAGACCCCCCGGCCGCCUGGGACCCCCCCUGGAGAUGUGGGGGCCCCCACCGACCCCCCCUGCCCCCCAAGACCCCCGGCUGGGGCUCCUCAUCGCCUCAGCCCCCCGGCUCAAAGGGGCCCCCCCGGAGCCCAGCGUGGCCCCCCCGCCGCCCCCCCCCGGGGAUCUGGGGGUCCUGAUCGCCGCCACCCCCCGCGUGAAGCAGGAGCAGCCCCAGCCCAGCGCAUCCCUGGUGCCGGUGCCCCCCCGGCCUCCCCCGGCCCCACUGGUGGUGCUGAGUGAGAGUGAGGAGGAGGAGGAAGAGGAGGAGGAGGGAGGAUGCCGAGUGCCGCUGCCGCUGCCGCCGGCGCCGCCCCCGCCCUGGCCGGGCUCGUUCCUGGAGGAGCUGCUGGAGAUCCCCCUCCCCGCGCACUGGGGGGUGGUGGGGGGCGGCCCGGGGGGGGGGCCGGGGGCUGCGGCUGGUGCAGCGCUGUCCCCGCUCGCCCAUGGCCGCGGCCGCCGUGCUGCUCAACCCCGGGCUCGCCUUCCGCGUCCUGGUGGCCCGGGGGCGGCCGGUGCCCCCCGGGCACGAGGUGCUGGCCCGGAGACCCCCCCUGCGCUCCGUCCUCGACCUCGUGGAGCUGCUCUGCGACCUCGAGGCCUACGGGCCCUGCCCCGGCCCCCCCGGGGGCCCCCCCCGGGCCCCGCUGCCACGUCCUGGUGAGGGGGGGUCGCUGCUGCCGGCCCUGCCUGGCCACGGGGGGGGACUGAGGGGGGAUUGGGGAGGGGGGACCAAAGGGAGGGAGAGGAUUUGGGGGGAGGGGGGACUGGGGGGGGAGGAAUCCGGGGAAUAAAUUGGGAAGGUGGAUCUCUGGGGGAGGGGCAAAGUGGGCACAGAGUUGGGGGAGGCAAAUGGGAAAGGAACUGAAAUUGGGGGAGGUGGAAGUGAUAGAGGAAGGAAUUGGAAUUGGGGUGAAGGGAAUGGGGGAGGGGUGAAAUUUGGAGGGGGAAGAAAACAAGGGAGCUGAAAGUGGGGGGAGCAAAGGCUGAGGGAUGUGGGGGCAGGGGGGAGGAUUUGGGUGUUGCACCUUUGGGAUGGGGAGUGCAUUUGGGGAUGGACCUGGAGGGAGUGUGGUAGGGGCACUGGGGGUCCCUGAGGGGGUCUAAGGUUGAACCCCCAUCCCCUCUGUGGGAUCCGGGACCCUCCUGUGGGGGUCAGGGGGACUCCAAAGGGGUGACACCCCCAUUUUGGGGACCUCCCUCCAGCCCCUCCCCCAGUGACACCCCAAGGCUGAGGGACCCCAGAAGUGGCAUUUUUGGGUGGCACCACCCCACGUUUGGGAGGGGGGCCCAGUUUGGUACCACCCCUCGGUACCACCCCUCGUUUGGUUUCCCAGGGAUUUUGGGGUGCCCCCAGCACCCGUUUUUUUGGGGGUUCCCCCCCACCACCCCAGUUUGGGGACAUCAGGUUUAGGGGGCCCCAGAAGUUCUUUUGUUGCCCCAGUUCCCCCCAGUGCCAAACUGGGGCCCCUCCCCCACCCCCAGAGUUUCUAUUUUUGACACUGGAACCGCCCCCCCCCGGAAUUGGGGGCGCGGCCCCUUUAAGACCCCACCCCAUAGAGGUUUAAGGUUGACCCCGCCUGUUACGCGGCCCCUUUAAGGUGGGGGCGUGGUUCAGUUAAGCCCCGCCCCUCGGGCUAGGCCCCACCUACGCGUGUCUUCCGCCUGCUGUGACCCUGCAGGCCACGCCCCGUUCUAUGGAGGAGGGGCGUGGUCUGUACCCCUUGGCCCCGCCCCCCGCGCUGCUUUCAGGGAUUCGCGCCGAAGCCAUAACCCCGCCCCCUCCUUGGCCCCGCCCCCUCAGCAGAAUUAAAGAGACCGCGAAGAAUUAUUUUUGUUAAAAGUAAUAAAAGUUUUAAGGAGAAUAAACGGA
Corapipo altera (White-ruffed manakin) is the source of this 2721-nucleotide messenger RNA. RefSeq names its product methyl-CpG binding domain protein 1 (gene MBD1). Lineage: Eukaryota; Metazoa; Chordata; Aves; Passeriformes; Pipridae. The transcript is spliced from 9 exons. The record is from RefSeq and is a predicted model, not a curated record. Bases 190 to 1512 code for a protein of 440 amino acids. Gene Ontology annotation, molecular function: zinc ion binding; DNA binding.